Messenger RNA from Patiria miniata (bat star), 2544 nucleotides. RefSeq names its product ornithine decarboxylase-like. Gene Ontology annotation, molecular function: ornithine decarboxylase activity. Gene Ontology annotation, cellular component: cytoplasm. The coding region runs from base 16 to 1332 and encodes 438 amino acids. The transcript has 11 exons. The record is from RefSeq and is a predicted model, not a curated record. NCBI's taxonomy places the organism in Eukaryota, Metazoa, Echinodermata, Asteroidea, Valvatida, Asterinidae.
CGUUCUGAUUCCAGUAUGGAGCUGCUUGCAACCCCAACAGUUAGACUGAGCCUCUACGACAAGGGAACCACCAUUCGGGAAAUCGCACUGGAGAGGAUCAAGGUCAAAGCGGAGCCAGAAAGGGAGGAUUUGGAAGAUCCAUUCAUUAUCUAUGACCUGGGUGACGUAGUGGCCAAGGACAACCAAUGGAGAGAGAUGCUGCCCAACAUUGAUACUUUCUUCGCCGUCAAGAGUAACCCAGAUCCAGUGUUUUUGCGACUUCUGCUUGGUCUGGGAAGAGGCUUCGAUUGCAGCAGUAAAAACGAAAUAAAGAUGGUCCUCGAUUUAGGAGUGAGUCCAGAUCGCAUCAUCUUUGCUCAUCCCUGCAAACAGGAAUCGCAUCUACGCUUCGCAAGGGAAAAGGGGGUCAGGCUCAUGACCUUUGACACGGAAGAAGAGCUGCAUAAGGUCAAGCGCGUGCACCCGGAUGCCAAGCUGAUACUUCGCGUGCGCUUCGAUUUCUUGAAAAUGCCAAUCAAAUUCGGAUGUCGCGAAAGUCAAGUUCGCCCUCUGUUGGAGCUGGCAAAGAACAUGGGACUGUCCGUUACAGGAGUGAGUUUUUAUGUCGGCAGCGUCAAUACCAUCAGCCCGCAAGUUUUCGUCCAGGCAAUCCAACACAGCCGGCCUAUUUUCAAGGCUGGACGAGAAUUGGGAUUAGAAAUGGAUCUGCUGGACAUUGGUGGUGGAUUCCCUGGAAAUUUGCACACCGAAGAAGCCUUCGAAAAGUUGGCCGAGGCAGUCCGCGAGGCCCUGGAGGAGCACUUCCCACCAAGUAGCGGUGUGACGGUCAUAGCUGAACCGGGGUCGUUCUACACACGAUCGGCCGGGUACCUGGUGGCAAACGUCAUGGCCAAGCGGAUUGACAGGCCAAACAAACAAGAUGAAACUAUAAACAGUACGACAGGUAGCCCUGUAUGGAUGUACUACUUGAAUGUGGGAGUCCACAAUGCAUUUGGCCUAGACUACGUUGAUUGUUUCCUCAAGCGUCCCGAGUUGCUGCGUCAAGAGGAACCUGGUGAGCAGCAGCUGCAGCUGAAGCCCUCCUGCCUUUGGGGACCCACGUGUCAUCCCAAGGAUGUCAUAUUCGACAAAUGUAUGAUGCCAGAGAUGGAGAGCGGGGACUUCGUCAUGUUUCACGAUAUGGGAUGUUAUGUAAAGUCACGUGUGUCUGAAUUUAACGGCUUCGAGAUCCCACAGACGUGCUAUAUCGCACCCAGGGAAAUCCGACCGAUUCUGAAGCAGGUAUUCUCCGCCGGAAAGAACGAUGUCUCGGUGUGUGGCUGCAGAUUUUAACACGUAACGCCUUAGAGUGUUGCUGACAUGUAUUGGUGACUACCACGAUAGAGUAGUUUUUCGAGUGCUUCUGUAACUUCUGCAAUUAAGAAGAAAAACAAAAAGAACAGGGGAUUUUAAAGGGGGAGUAUUAUAGUCUUGUUUUAGAAUGAGAUGGUAGUUAGAUAGAGAACACUUCAUGGCUUCCUUAUCUUAUGUUUCAUGAUGCAUCUUUCACGAUGGAAGUCAUAUGAAAAUUUCAAAGAGAAAAUGUUUUCUUUUUUUGACGCUUACUUAAAUUAGGCUACUCUCAUCCUAUCACGGUUUUGGAUCACAGAGGUCAAACGAGAGAAUGUUGUCAUACAGUUGUUCAUUGUAGGUUUAGUAGCAAAUGCAUAUUAUUACUUCAACCAUUGGAGAAAUCAUGAACACAGUAUACAUCACAAAUUAAAAACAAUAAGAAGUUUAAACAAGUAUACAUUUCGUAGAAUGACUAUAGAUUCAUUACAAUUAAGAAACUCUCUUAUUUGGAAAGCAACAUUCGAAUAUUAUGGUGUAAUUCUCCUUGUUAUUUUGAAAGCAACAUUUGACCAUUUAAGUGUAAUACUAAUUACUAUUUUGAAACAUUGUUUCAGGAGCACAGUGUAAUUUAUUGUGAUAGUGUAUUUUAUGAAUAUGGAAGGCGAAUUUAUGAUAUCCAAACAUUGUGAAUUUUAUAUUUGAAUUUGAAAUGAAUUUGGAUUUUGUUUGCUUUAUCAUAGAACAGUUAAUAUUGCCUAGUUUCUUUUUUUUGUCAACACCUGUCACACAUCAAACAGUCAGACCAAUCAGAUGAUGAUUGGUCUGACUGUCAUCUGAUAAUUACCAAUCAGAUGAUGAGGAUUUAAUCAGGCGUUGUAUACAACGAUGAUGAAUGUUACACAUCUGUGUCAUGAUAGGAGUAAUUUCAUUAGGUGACUGACUAAAUGUUCCAUUCCACGCUGCCUCUCCUCGUGGAGUGGAAUAAUAUUUCCCUUUAAAAAAAUCCUCCAGAGCCGUAGAUAAAAAAAAAUAUUUUGAAAUAUGCGGUUUCGAACUCACAUCCUCCGAUUUCAAAACCACGGCAUUAUCCAUUAAGCUCGAUAGCAUACGAUAAUUAAUGGCAUUAUAUACCCGCGUACGUAUAAUAAAAUUAUCGUAGAGGGCGCUCAACAACCAUCCAUACGAUGUUGUUUGGGAAAAAGUUCGAUUGAC